AUGACGUUCACUUUCAAUCAAAAUGUCUCGGCACAACAGCUGGCCGACCUCCUACCGAACGGCGUCGCUAUCCUCACCCACCAAUAUGAACUGGUCUCCGUGAACCGCCGGUUCCGAGAACUCAUACCAUGCCCCAGCGUCAACUUCUCCGAGGAUUGGUUACGCUCGGUCCAUCCGGACGACUAUGAGCGGGUGUCCAAUGGGUAUCGCGAGGUCGCAACCUCUAAACGGCCGCUACGUCUCGAAUAUCACACCCGUGACCCGGACUCGAUUUGGUGUGUGAUGACUUUAGAUCGGCUGGAUGAUAAAGAUGUGCAAUGCUUUGGGCUAGGAGACGAUGGGGUGUUCAUUUGUACAGUCGCAGAUAUCACCCCGGAGAAAAAGGCUGAGCUUCUUCAGAGGCAGGCAGCGGAGGAGGCACAGGAGCGCAAGAAGCAACAAGAGCGAUUUAUAGAUAUGAUCAGCCACGAAAUUCGCAAUCCUCUGUCUGCGAUAGUUCAUUGCACCGAGGAUAUUCAAGAGGCAAUCUACAACAAGAAGCCAGAGGAAAUCUCAGUCAUGAACAUCACCGAGGCAGCCGAGACAAUCAGUCUAUGCAUUAGGCAUCAAAAGAAAAUCGUCAACGACGUUCUCACCUUUUCGAAACUUGACGCGUCAAUGCUGCCGCUGUCGCCACGAAAGGUCCAGCCACAGCGACAUCUCACCAUUCCGAUGGCGAUCUUCCGACCCGAGCUCCGAAAGCACAGAAUACAUUUCGAAUACAAGGCCGAUGUUUCCUAUGCUGAAUGUGAAAUUGAUUGGGUCAUGGCGGAUUUGGAUCGAAUGGGUCAGGUCCUCGUCAACAUACUCUCGAAUGCCAUCAAAUUCACCGCCCAAUCAGAGAGUGAGCGAUCGAUCCGAGUCUCAGUGGGUGCUUCGAUCGAGCGUCCAACUUCAUACCCGCCAAAUAUUGUCUUUUUCGAUUCCGGUGAAUCAGCACUUCGCAGAGACACGACUAGCAAUUGUGAAUGGGGAAGUGGGGAAGUGGCGUAUAUCAUGGUCGCCGUCAAGGACUCCGGUAUUGGAGUCACCGAGGAGGCCCAAAAACGGCUUUUCCAGCGUUUCAACCAAGCAACCCCCAGAACCGAGAGCAUAUACGGUGGCUCUGGCCUUGGUCUCAACGUUUGUAGGAAGCUCUGCCACCUCCAUGGGGGUGAGAUUGGCGUGAGUUCCAAGAAAUCGCACGGAAGUACCUUUGGGUUCUUUUUCAAAGUACGCAGAACAACCAACGAUGGUGUCGAAGGAGAUGAGAGCUUCGGUGUUUCUGCAAUCGAUAAACUUUGCGUUGGUAUUCAGACACUGGAUGUCGGAAAACCCCCUGAAGAUAUCAUCUUUGAGGCACAGCCUGGUGGCCCGAAGGACAAAGACACACUACGUACCCACGAUAUAGCACGCCAGGUCGAGGACGAUCAGAUGGAACGGACGAGUCAGAAACUAACCGGUGACGGUCAGCGUAUUCUCUUGGUUGAGGAUAACGUCAUCAAUAGGCGACUUAUCUCGCGCAAGUUGAGUACACUGGGUUUUGACGUAUCGGAAGCUAGCAACGGGCAAGAGGCUGUAGAUGCAAACCGAAAUACUCCAUUCGACUGUAUUCUCAUGGAUCAACAGAUGCCUGUGAUGGAUGGAAAUUGUGCUACGAGGGAAAUUCGUGAUACCGAAAAGGAAACUGGAGGACAUGUACCUAUUCUGGGAGUCACAGCUAAUGUCAGGGACGAACAACAACAGGAAAUGAUCGGUGCUGGAAUGGAUGAUAUCAUCUAUAAGCCUUACGCGACUCAUGAGCUUGUUGAAAAGAUCAAUCGCAUGGUUUUGAAAAAAGGCUACCCAUGA
Penicillium verrucosum is the source of this 1869-nucleotide messenger RNA. RefSeq names its product PAS domain-containing hybrid sensor histidine kinase/response regulator. Gene Ontology annotation, biological process: protein autophosphorylation; phosphorelay signal transduction system. NCBI's taxonomy places the organism in Eukaryota, Fungi, Ascomycota, Eurotiomycetes, Eurotiales, Aspergillaceae. The transcript has 2 exons. Bases 1 to 1869 code for a protein of 622 amino acids. Gene Ontology annotation, molecular function: phosphorelay sensor kinase activity; histidine phosphotransfer kinase activity. The record is from RefSeq and is a predicted model, not a curated record.